Harpia harpyja (harpy eagle) is the source of this 2623-nucleotide messenger RNA. RefSeq names its product leiomodin 2 (gene LMOD2). Lineage: Eukaryota; Metazoa; Chordata; Aves; Accipitriformes; Accipitridae. The record is from RefSeq and is a predicted model, not a curated record. Gene Ontology annotation, molecular function: actin binding; tropomyosin binding. Gene Ontology annotation, cellular component: striated muscle thin filament; myofibril. Gene Ontology annotation, biological process: myofibril assembly; muscle contraction; pointed-end actin filament capping. Bases 560 to 2215 code for a protein of 551 amino acids. The transcript has 3 exons.
GCCUUCCCACCGAUCCCAACCUCCUGCAAACACCUUGGCGGGAUAACAGCGCGGUUCCGCUCGAAAACCGUGAAAAUGAGAGGAAGUCCGGUGAACAACAGCGAGGGUGUUUUAUUUCCAGCCUCUGUGGCAGCUCAGGAUUAAAUGAAUUUUCAUUGUUCUUUCUCUACUGCAGUUUGGACACAAAGUCGGUGUAAAUGCGCCCGGGGUUUUAUUUGCUGCCGCCCCCGCCGUCCGCAAGGCUGGUAUUCUCCCACUAGCUGCCUGCUCUAAAUAUGGCCAUGGCCAGUGUGUCAAUAAUCCCCCUCUUUAAGGGACCUGCAAACAGUAGUGUUGGGACAUUCUUGCUGUUCAGAUGUCUAGCUGACGUCUGAUGCUUAAAACGGCGCAUGCUUUCAUCCCUUCGUGCAUUGUCGUAAGCCCCCGAUGAUUACUCUUAAAAGGGUGCCUCCGCUACGCAGGGAAACAGUUGCUGACCAAACGAGACACAGCUUGCUUGCUUCAGCCUUCUUGAAUGCCUAGUCACUUCAGGUUUGUACCAGCCUAACCAAGCGGGACCAUGUCUACCUUUGGCUACAGAAGAGAGCUCAGUAAAUACGAAGACAUUGAUGAAGAUGAGCUCCUUGCUUCUCUCACUGAAGAGGAGCUGAAGGAGCUGGAGCGGGAGCUGGAGGACAUAGAGCCCGACCGUAAUCUCCCGGUGGGACAACGGCAGAAGAGCCUGACGGAGAAAACACCGACGGGGACUUUCAGCCGGGAAGCUCUGAUGGCCUAUUGGGAGAGGGAAACCAGGAAGCUCUUAGAAAAAGAGAGAUUGGGUGCAUGCGACAAGGAUUCUGAGCAAGGAGAUGACAAUUCAGAAGACAUUCGAGAAGAGUAUUUCACAGAAAGCAAUAGUGAAGUGUCUGAGGAGGCAUAUACUGAAGAGGAUGAUGAAGAAGAAGAAGAAGAAGAAGAAGAUGAGGAGGAAGAUGAAGAUGAGACUGAUGAGGAGGAUGGGGAAAAGCUAAAUGCUGCAGCUGGUGAAAGACCUGAGGAUGGCAGGAGUUCUGACCACAUCAGACACAAAAAGUGUAACAGCGCAAAGGACAAUGAAAACUUACUCAAUGGCCAUGAUGAAAAAGACACCGACAAUCUAAGCUUAAAAAGCAGUGCCAUCCACCCUUGUGGAAAUCCAACAGUUAUUGAGGAUGCUUUGGAAAAAGUUAGGAGCAAUGACCCUGAGACCACAGAAGUCAAUCUGAACAACAUUGAAAACAUCACUUCACAGAUGCUUAUACAAUUUUCUCAAGCCCUGAGGGACAACACAGUGGUUAAGUCAUUCAGCUUGGCUAACACGCACGCUGAUGACAAUGUAGCAAUAGCUAUUGCUGGUAUGUUAAAGGUAAAUCAGCAUAUAACUAGUCUGAAUAUUGAGUCAAAUUUUAUCACAGGCAAAGGAGUGCUGGCAAUCAUGAGAGCUUUGCAGAACAACAAGGUUCUAACAGAACUGCGGUUCCACAACCAACGGCACAUCAUGGGCAGCCAGGUGGAAAUGGACAUAGUUAAACUGUUGAAAGAGAACACCACUCUGGUCAAGCUUGGAUACCACUUUGACCUUGCUGGCCCAAGAAUGAGCAUGACAAGUAUCCUGACAAGAAAUAUGGAUAAACAAAGGCAAAAGCGUAUGCAGGAGCAGCGGCAACAAGAGUCUGGUUGUGAUGGAGCCAUCAGUCCAAAGACCAAAGUCUUGCAGAAAGGGACACCUCGGUCCUCACCUUAUGUGUCACCUAAGAGCUCACCUUGGUCCUCUCCAAAGCUCCCUAAGAAGGCACCGCCAGUGAAAAGUCAGCCUCCAGCUCCUGCGCCUCCACCUCCCCCUACACCCCCACCUCCUCCUCCUCCUCCUCCUCCUCCCCCAGUUAUUCCAGAGAAGAAGGCACCAACCAGGAAUAUAGCUGAAGUCAUCAAACAGCAAGAAAGCUCAAAAAAAGCCUUACAGAAUGGACAGAAAAAGAAAAAAGGCAAAAAAAGCAAAAAACAUGAGAACAGCAUAUUGAAAGAAAUUAAAGAUUCUCUAAAAUCAGUCUCGGACAGAAAAUCAGAGGAAGGUUCACGACCCUCCACCCGUCCCUCCACCCCACAAAGGUCUCUCCAUGACAACCUUAUGGAAGCAAUUCGGGCAAGCAGCAUAAAGCAAUUAAGGCGGGUGGAGGUACCAGAAGCCCUUCGGUGAAAGCCUGGACAACAGAAGAAGCAGAGCACUGCAGUGGUCAGGGGAGGCUACUUGUCCGUUCACUGGUGGUAACAUAGACUGUCUAGCAAGCUGCUUCCAAAGUACACUCUUCAUUCAAACCAUUUCUCUUUUAUUUCAAAGAAAUAAACCCGCUAAAUACGAAACAAUGCUUUAAGGAUACAUUUGCCUUGUAAUCUGUAAAUAUGGAAAUAAUUUUCUUUUUUAUUUAAUGAGAUUUCUAUUGAGAAAUUGCUGCUUAUUUAGAUAUUCUUUUCAAUAUCUGAUUGCACAUCACUGGACAAGUUCUUCACACUGAGAUGUAAUAGUUUACCAACCUGUGGUUUCUUCUUUUUUUCUUUUUUUUUUUCAUGAAUUUACAAUAAAUGUGGUUUGAAGCUUUCAAGAAGA